Messenger RNA from Myotis lucifugus (little brown bat), 3333 nucleotides. It is a transcript of the gene GPR89A, whose product is annotated as G protein-coupled receptor 89A. Gene Ontology annotation, biological process: intracellular pH reduction. Gene Ontology annotation, cellular component: Golgi cisterna membrane. The transcript has 13 exons. NCBI's taxonomy places the organism in Eukaryota, Metazoa, Chordata, Mammalia, Chiroptera, Vespertilionidae. Bases 55 to 1347 code for a protein of 430 amino acids. The record is from RefSeq and is a predicted model, not a curated record. Gene Ontology annotation, molecular function: voltage-gated monoatomic anion channel activity.
UCUAUCUUCUUUUUCCUUCAGAUACUUUUCUUUGGAUUUGGGUGGCUUUUCUUCAUGCGCCAACUGUUUAAGGACUACGAGGUACGUCAGUAUGUCGUACAGGUGAUCUUCUCGGUGACUUUUGCAUUUUCUUGCACCAUGUUUGAGCUCAUCAUCUUUGAAAUCUUAGGCGUGCUGAAUAGCAGCUCCCGUUACUUCCACUGGAAACUGAACCUGUGCGUCAUUCUGCUGAUCCUGGUCUUCCUGGUGCCUUUCUACAUCGGCUAUUUUAUUGUGAGCAACAUCCGCCUGUUGCACAAACAGCGACUGCUUUUUUCCUGUCUCUUAUGGCUGACUUUUAUGUAUUUCUUCUGGAAACUAGGAGAUCCAUUUCCCAUUCUCAGCCCAAAACACGGGAUCCUGUCCAUAGAGCAGCUCAUCAGCCGAGUGGGUGUGAUCGGUGUGACUCUCAUGGCUCUUCUCUCAGGAUUCGGUGCUGUCAACUGCCCGUACACGUACAUGUCCUACUUCCUCAGGAAUGUGACGGAUGUAGACAUCCUAGCCCUGGAACGGCGACUGCUCCAAACCAUGGACAUGAUCAUAAGCAAAAAGAAAAGGAUGGCAAUGACCCGGAGAACCAUGUUCCAGAAGGGGGAGGUGCAUAACAAGCCGUCGGGAUUCUGGGGGAUGAUAAAGAGCAUUACCACGUCAGCUCCAGGAAGUGAGAAUCUUACUCUAAUUCAACAGGAAGUGGAUGCUUUGGAAGAACUAAGCAGGCAGCUUUUUCUGGAAACAGCUGAUCUACAUGCUACCAAGGAGAGAAUAGAAUACUCCAAAACUUUCAAGGGGAAAUAUUUUAAUUUUCUGGGUUACUUUUUCUCUAUUUACUGUGUUUGGAAAAUUUUCAUGGCGACCAUUAAUAUAGUUUUUGACAGAGUGGGGAAGACUGAUCCUGUCACAAGAGGCAUUGAGAUCACUGUGAAUUAUCUGGGAAUCCAAUUUGAUGUGAAGUUCUGGUCCCAACACAUUUCCUUCAUUCUGGUUGGAAUAAUCAUUGUCACAUCUAUCAGAGGACUGCUGAUCACUCUUACCAAGUUCUUUUACGCCAUCUCUAGCAGCAAGUCCUCCAACGUCAUCGUCCUGCUGUUGGCACAGAUAAUGGGCAUGUACUUCGUCUCCUCGGUGCUGCUGAUCCGCAUGAGCAUGCCCCUGGAGUACCGCACCAUCAUCACCGAAGUCCUCGGGGAGCUGCAGUUCAACUUCUACCACCGCUGGUUCGACGUGAUCUUCCUGGUCAGCGCGCUCUCCAGCAUCCUGUUCCUCUACCUGGCUCACAAGCAGGCACCAGAGAAGCAUAUGACCCCUUGAACUCACGGCUGUUGCAGACUGCGAACAGGCCAGUGGUGUCCGCAUUUAGAUAGAACAAGGGAAAAUGGAGGGGACCGGGGCCUAGAAUUUUUUAUACAAACAAGAUGCUGCGGUAGCCUGUUCCACCUGCAGCUAUGCCUUCCUCUCAGACCAUACAGUGACCGUGAGCCGCGCUGGCUGGAGCAGAGCCAGGUGACUGAAGCUGGUGCUCAGCCGGGAGGUUCCUGUGGGUUUAAGGCUGGUGCAGCGUUGUGGGGGGAGAAGGACACUGGAGUCCGGGGUAAGCGAGUCUGCGGUAGCGGGGCCACGCAUGUGGGGUUUCUGCUGAAGUCGAGGUUCACACGGAGGAAGUUUUGGCUUCCCUGAGAUUGACUGUCAUUAAAAUCCGAGAUUGUAAGUCUGGCCUUAGCUUUAUUUCAUCAAGGACAGCUCCGUGUUUGCUUGUAUGAUCUCACAUGAGUUAGCUUCCCCCUCCCCCCCAAUCCUUACCCCAUUAAAAUAACCAAGAGCUUGUCUGUUCUUUCCUGGGGUAGGAUGGGGUGCAACUGAAAGAGAUUCCACCAAGAGAGAUUUCAAGGGUGCCGUUUUUCCUGAUUUCCUUUCACUUAGUAUCAUGUAAGAGUGAAUUAUUCUACAUUCAAUUAAGUAAUGAUGGCUCAUAUUUUCUUCCCUUCUGCCCCUCAUACUGUGGGUAAAACAAUGAAUAACUAACUGGAAUAGUCACUUUUUUCUGACUCAGUUUCUUCAUCUAUAAAAGGAAGAUGUUGGAAAAUUUGUAGAACACUCAGAAAUGCCAUUUAAGAAAAAUCCUUAAUUUUACUACCAGGAAGUCUCUAUUACUAAGGUCUUAUUCUGAAUUUUAUUUUGUUUUUGGUUCCUAGAGGCAAAACAAAAAUUAAAGCAUAAAAUGCUUACCAAAAACAAACACAAUUCAGGUUAGAUCAGCUAACAGGGAAGGUUCAAGCAACUCAAAAGACAUUUUUAAUGGCAUUUAUUUUAGUAACCACACAUUCUUUAAAAAGCAUAAUUUUAAUAGGCAAACUCAUGUCCUUUAAUUAGCAGCUUCACAUUUACAGAUUCAUGAAUCAUCUUUGGUGCUCAAGGAGCCCAUAGAAGUAAGAGAUGUCAUCAUACAGAGAAAUACAGUUACGUUGAAGCUUGGAAGAGAUUACAUGAAAAGAAUCUGGUCCCGCCUUAGCUUCUCCUAAGUUGACCAUAAAUAAGCCGUCGGCAAUAGGCACUCGAGACAAAUGACAACAGAAAACAAUUGCACGUGAUGGGCCGGUUUCCAGAGCGUUUUUCACCAGAGACGGCAGGUGGGUGGCCGUUCAUCCCUUGGAAAGGACUCCGAUUAAAUACCCAGAAACAGCGCUCAGCCACAGCCAUUGUUCGUUCCCAUCACAUCCUGGUAUCCUCAGAAUUGGAAGAAGACUGCGAGGCUGUGCUGUGGGCCUGUGCAAGAGAAGGCGAAGGGUCUGUGAGUGCUGGAGCGUGGAUGUAAGCCCGGGGGUAGGGUCGUGACUAGAAGCCAGGUGACCCGACUUCUACACUUGGCUUUGCUUUCAGCUUGCUGUCUGAAACCAAUUUCCUUUCUAUAACUGACUCCCUGCAGAGAUGUUAUAGAAUUCUUGAAAGACAAUGAGAAUACUUUCUUGUUAAGAAAUCUAUAAUAUGGUCAGUGGCUAUUAUGUGUGCCUUGUCUGAAUAUUUGUCUCUCCCCCAAAUGCAUAUGGUGAAAUCCUUAUCCCCAAGGUGAUAGAAUGGGAGGGUAGGGCCUGGGGGUGUGAUGAAGUCAGGAGGGCAGAGCUGGGAUUGUGCCCUUAAAAAAGAGGGCCCCAGGGCUCCCCAGCUCCUGCCACCCUGAAGGGGCAGAACAAGAAGUCCGGGUCUGCAAACCUCGGAGAGGCCUUCAUGGGCACCAAUCUGCCGGCACCUUGAACUUGGACUCCCCAGCCUCCAGAAUUGUGAGAAAUAAAUGUUUGUUGU